GGUGAUAAGAACUAAAGACUGGGACAAGUAAACGUUGCCCAAUAUUUAUUUUCUAUGUCAUUUCCUGUCACUGCAGUGAGGCAUUUUAUGAAGUUAAGUUAAAAAAAACAUAUGAGGGGUCAUUAAUACCACAACGUAAAUGUCUGUCCACUUGCCUGUUACAGGUUUAGCCACUGCGUUUGUCAUUUUCUUCACUAUGUUGAACAUUAUCUUAUUAACGAACAGCUGCGGUGUGUAAAUCCACCGUUAUCAUUUAACUUCAGCGCUCCUAGAAAUGCCAGAUGAGAUUAAUGAACACUGUGUUUCUCACCCUUUCAUUGUUCUGUAUGUUUAUAAAGUAUUUAUGAUCCUGAUUAGGAUAUAGACAAUACAACAGCAGAUUUGCAGACACAUGGUUGCACAUUUUGAAGAUCGCUGCUCUAAUUCUGUUUUCAUUUUUCAAACCUCCCAACUGACUAAUCACACAACUUAACAGAAAAAUAUAACCCUUUUGCUCAAGAAAACAAUGACUAAAAUCUCCAGGCGAAGGCGUGUAGAGACUCCUAAUGACCUUGCUGGUGUGCAGAUGCAGGAGACUUGUCUGGAACAACUCCCAUCAUCUAAUGGAUGCCUAACCUAGUUUCCACGGCAACUGCAGAGACUAUCCUCCCAAGAAAAAUGACAUCAUUAGCCGAGUCGGCAAAUACCCAAAAACAACACGUUUACGCUUGAGUGACAAAGACCUCUAGCUAGCAGCCAUAGCGAGUAUGACUCCUGUCGAUCGGGAGCAAAGGAAGAAAUAGCAUGACCUUAUUACAGACCCACAUAGCUCACAGAGGGUGGAGGUUAGGGUGGAUGAGUGGGUGACACUCGAACACAGGACACUGGUCCAGAUUUGUCAACAUUGGUGUCGUUUAGCCAUGACCAUGACCAUGACCACUCACUAACCAGUGCCAAGUUGUGAUUUGAACUCAAAUUACAAUCUUUGCUAGCAUACUUGGGACAUGCUUCAAAUGUGUAUGGUUUUGUAGCAUAGUUUUCCUGUGUAAUUUUUGUCAUUUGAUAUCUUACUUAAAAAAAUAAGAUGCUUUAAUGCUUAUGUCUUUUACUAUUAUUCUUUUAAUUAGUUUAUUAGUUAAUGUUUUUUAUUUUACUUCCAUGGUGAUUCUCUUUGUUUGGUUCUGUGUGGCACUAAUCACCUCCCAUACAUUCCAGGAAAUAGUAGCAUCCAGUGCAUGCACCGAUUCCAGAGGCGUGGAUUCCCAGCACUGUUGUCUCCUUAAGGAUAAAUAGGCUGUUUGCCUUUAACUCCACUGUACCCCACUGUGCAGAGAAAUGUAGUGCUAGCCUCCUGUUUUGUCGGCACACAAAAAGAUGUGCCGUGUAGUUGUUUCUAAUUAUAGCCAAUCUUAUUUUUACCACAUCGACGCCUUAUUGCAUUAUGGAUGCCUCUGGAAUGGUGUCCCUUCGAGAUAGCGUGGGAAUAUUUCAGUAGAGGCUGUGGCCGUGCAUCUCAGGGCUAAAUGCUCCAGCAUCAUCUCAGUUUGCCCGCCUAUAACUGCAAGAGCAUCUCAUUUACCGGAGGCUGUUACUGUGCCAUGCCCGUAGUCUGAGUCCAGGCUCCUGUGCACGGGGAUGCGUUUGUUUUAUCCGCUGCUGAAGACUUUAUUUUCUGCAUGCCGGAUUUAACUCCACGGGAGCGCUAAUGCGGGAGUACAAGGUGGUGGUGCUGGGCAGCGGCGGGGUGGGGAAGUCCGCGCUGACGGUCCAGUUUGUCACCGGGACAUUUAUAGAGAAGUACGACCCCACCAUUGAAGAUUUCUACAGGAAGGAGAUCGAGGUGGACUCCUCGCCGUCGGUGCUGGAGAUCCUCGACACGGCCGGCACCGAGCAGUUCGCCUCAAUGAGGGACCUUUACAUCAGGAACGGCCAAGGCUUCAUCCUGGUCUACAGUCUGGUCAAUCAGCAAAGUUUUCAGGACAUCAAGCCCAUGAGAGACCAGAUCAUCAGGGUCAAAAGGUACCAGCAGGUGCCGGUGGUGCUCGUGGGUAACAAGGUGGACCUGGAGGAGGAGAGGGAAGUGUCCCCCAGCGAGGGCCAGGCGCUGGCCGAGGACUGGGGCUGCCCUUUCAUGGAGACAUCGGCCAAGAGCAAGACCAUGGUGGAUGAGCUUUUCGCCGAGAUCGUCCGGCAGAUGGACUUCUGCCCUCUGCCGGACCGGAGAGAGACCUGCUGCCCCGCCUGCAGCAUACAGUAGCAGUCGAUCGGUCUGCUGGAGGGGUGAUGGAUGGGAGGAGGGUAGAGAUUAGAAUGCAGAUUAAUUCAUGUUAGAUAGAUUGAAGAUGGAGGGGUUUAAAGCAAACAUCCACUUUUGCUUUCACUAUUUCUACCUGCUUUCUGCGUCUAACAGUUCAGGCCUUUGAGUUGGUUAAGAAGCAUUCUGGGAAAUGUAGGAAAUCACGUAGCAGAAGCAUACAGCGCAGAUUAAGGGAAAUUUAACAUUCAUCGCUCCUCCGACAAAGGUGGAUUUUCCCUUCAAAGAAAAAAAAAAACAACACUUGACCUCCCACGUCUAUCACCACCCUCCUUGAUUAACGAGAUUGAAUUUUCGGGGUUUCCCAAAGGCAGCACGGUGCCAAAACCAUCUCAAAAGCCAUUGACAAAGCGGAUCAUAGCGCUAAAUGCUUUUGGGAAACCAGCCAUAGGUCUAAGCAGGGAUGGCAGUGCGCUCAGCAGUGUUAUCGGUCCCGUUUUCUUCUGCUUGUGUUUUUCCUUUAGCACUUUCGAGACUUUUUUGACAGUGCAAGACCAAUCACCGAGUAUCUGAGGGGAUGUCACCACUGUGAAGAAGUCGGUUAAAAUGCAGGCCCACCUAACUACGAAUGAAUGAACAGAUGAACGAAUGUCUAAAAAGGAAACUGCACCUUUGGGGAAAUUCAUUCAGAAGAUCCCAAAUGUUGACAUACUGUGGAUGAUGUGUGCAUGAAGUUGUGCUGUCACGCUGACACUGAGUACAAUCAAUCUCACCCAAAGAGACACCAUCAGUCAAUCAACCUAUCAGUCAAUCAGUCAAUCAGACAACUGUCUUUACACCUUACAGAUGAUACAAAUGCCUUGUUACAUUGUAUGAAGUGAACAUCAGUGUCAGUGUGUAGUUCAUUUAUCUUAAAUCACGUCAGAUAUGUUAGCGGUUCAAUGUCAGAAACACUUAUUUUCAACAAAAAUAAAUCUUUAUGCACAAA
This is a messenger RNA of Lates calcarifer (barramundi perch), 3221 nucleotides long. Its product is annotated as ras-related protein Rap-2a. The transcript is spliced from 2 exons. Gene Ontology annotation, cellular component: plasma membrane. Gene Ontology annotation, molecular function: GTPase activity; GDP binding; GTP binding. The record is from RefSeq and is a predicted model, not a curated record. Gene Ontology annotation, biological process: negative regulation of cell migration; Rap protein signal transduction. The coding region runs from base 1685 to 2236 and encodes 183 amino acids. NCBI's taxonomy places the organism in Eukaryota, Metazoa, Chordata, Actinopteri, Centropomidae.